Fusarium coffeatum is the source of this 855-nucleotide messenger RNA. RefSeq lists its product as uncharacterized. The record is from RefSeq and is a predicted model, not a curated record. Gene Ontology annotation, molecular function: DNA binding; catalytic activity. The transcript has a single exon. The coding region runs from base 1 to 855 and encodes 284 amino acids. NCBI's taxonomy places the organism in Eukaryota, Fungi, Ascomycota, Sordariomycetes, Hypocreales, Nectriaceae. Gene Ontology annotation, biological process: base-excision repair. Gene Ontology annotation, cellular component: nucleus.
AUGUCGCAUGAUGUUGUCUCCCAUUCCACCCGCCGCGUUACAAGGUCGAUGAUGAAGAAGGAACCGAGCCCAGAACCAGACACCAACGUCCUCAUCAAAGUCACCAAGCAGAAGAAGUCGCCUCGGAAGGCCUUAGAUCUUGUCUCAUCAGCAUCCCGCAUUCCCCCGAUCACCGCAACCAAAUUCGGCCUCAUCCAAGAAUCCCUCUCCACAAACCUCUACGCUCUACUCGUCGCCACAGUUCUCUGGAAUCGUACACGCGGCACCCAAGCACGGCCCGUCUUUGACAAACUCAUCGCCAAAUACCCAAUCCCAAACGAUCUUGCUGCAGCAUCCUUUACGGAUCUCGCUGAUCUCAUUCGGCCUAUCGGGUUGUACAAUUCACGGGCGGCAAGGCUCAUUGCAUUUGCCAAGACAUGGAUUGAACAUCCACCAUGCAAAAUAAGACGGUAUAGGAAGUUACACUAUCCUUUUAAGGGUGAUGGGCUUGAUGUAGGCAAGGAUGAAGUGCUGGAUGUAGAUGAUGUGAGGACUGGAUGGGAGGUGGCGCAUCUACCAUCCCUUGGACCUUAUGCAAUCGAUAGCUAUCGCAUCUUCCACCGCGACAUGUUACGAGGUUUAGCAAAAGACUGGAAUGGACAGGACGCAAAGGCAGGUUUUGAGCCAGAGUGGAAGCGAGUGGUGCCACUGGAUAAAGAGCUCAGGGCAUUUCUUCGCUGGAUGUGGCUUAAGCAGGGAUGGAUAUGGGAUCCUGAGACGGGCGGGAAAGUUAAGGCUUCGGAGAAAAGAAUGGACAGGGAAAGGCUAAGAUCAAGGAGUUUGACUCCGGAGGGGUUUCGAGUUGUCCGACGGUAG